Messenger RNA from Lagopus muta (rock ptarmigan), 3132 nucleotides. RefSeq names its product elongation factor for RNA polymerase II (gene ELL). The transcript is spliced from 12 exons. The coding region runs from base 47 to 1882 and encodes 611 amino acids. Lineage: Eukaryota; Metazoa; Chordata; Aves; Galliformes; Phasianidae. Gene Ontology annotation, biological process: snRNA transcription by RNA polymerase II; transcription elongation by RNA polymerase II; positive regulation of transcription elongation by RNA polymerase II. Gene Ontology annotation, molecular function: cis-regulatory region sequence-specific DNA binding. Gene Ontology annotation, cellular component: transcription elongation factor complex. The record is from RefSeq and is a predicted model, not a curated record.
GCGGAGGCCCCGGCGGCCCAGGCGCGGAGGGGGAGACGGUCCCAAGAUGGCGGCGCUGCAGGCGGAGCGCGGGUACGGGCUGUCCUGCGGCCGGCUGGGCCGCGGCACCCGCGUCUCCGUCUUCCACGUGAAGCUGACGGAGAGCGCCCUGCGCGCCUUCGAGAGCUACCAGGCGUGUAAGGAUACUGUGACUUCAAAACCGGUAAUCCAGUUUCAAGGAAGCCAAGGGCACAUCGCAAUUCCCAGGCCGGACCGCCCGACCGAGGUGCGGACUUUCACCUUCUAUCUUUCCAACAUUGGCAAGGACAGCCCCCAGGGCAGCUUUGACUGCAUCCAGCAGUAUGUAUCCAGCAACGGCAACAUCCACCUGGAUUGCCUGGGGAGCAUACAGGACAAGAUCACUGUGUGUGCCACCGACGACUCGUACCAGAAGGCGCGGCAGAGCAUGGCGCAGGCGGAGGAGGAGACGCGCAGCCGGAGUGCCAUCGUCAUUAAGCCUGGGGGCAGAUAUGUAGGCAAAAAGGUUCAGGUGCGUAAGCCUGCACCAGGAGCUUCCGAUGCUGUUCCCUCCAGGAAGCGCCCAACGCCAGUCAACCUUGCCAGUGCAAUAAAGAGAGGCAAUAGCGCCAUUUCUCAGAGGCCCUUCAAAGAUAGGGUUGUGCACUUACUGGCACUAAAGCCUUAUAAGAAACCUGAACUUAUUCUCAGAUUGCAGAAGGAUGGACUUUCUCAGCAGGACAAGGAUUUGCUGGACAACCUUCUGCAGCAGGUGGCAAAUCUGAGUGCCAAGGACAGCACUUUCACACUGAAAGACUGUGUCUACAAAGAGGUGCAGAAGGACUGGCCUGGCUAUUCUGAAGGAGACCAGCAGCUGCUGAAGAGGAUUCUUGUCCGGAAACUCUGCCAGCCCCAGAACAGCAGUGGGUUUCAAGGAGAAGCACCUUCCCUGAGUCCUCCAAAAGACACCGCCAGCUCCGGCUCUCCUCCUCAGAAACGCUCCCAGCCGCUGGAGUUCAUCGAUCCCUUGGCCAACAAGAAGCCCCGGAUCUCACAUCUGGCUCACCGAGCUCAGCCCACCUUUAACGGGAAGCUGAACGCCAACGGGAAGGACGUCCCGGUCCCCAUCCCCGUCCCCUCUGCCGCGCUGCCACCGGCGCUGCCGGAGUCGGUGAGCUCCAGCUCCAGCCUCCCGGAGCUGCCCCGGCCCCACGACCCGCUGGCUGACGUCAGCAACGACCUGAGCCACAACGGCAGAGACUGCGAGGGCACGGAGCCGGCCGACAGGCUGAGCCUCCCCGCGCCCACAGACUGUGCGCAGACGAGCAAGCACAACUGCAGCUCGUAUGUAAAAAGCAAGAAAAAAUCCAAAAAGCACAAAGACAAAGAGAAAGAGAGGAAGGAGAAGAAAAGCGAAGAGAAGUGCAAAGAGGAGAAGCAGGACUGUGAAGUAAUAAAAAAUGCUGACUUAGGUAGCGUUCCGCAGGAUGCGCCAGGUUUAAAUGGGACAUGCAAUAACUCCAGUGUACCAACGUCAACUUCGGACAUGCCGGAUUAUUUAUUAAAAUACGCAGCCAUUUCCUCUUUGGAGCAGCGUCAGAGUUACAAAAACGACUUCAAUGCAGAAUACAACGAGUACAGAGACCUGCACGCGCGGAUAGAGCGGAUAACGCGGCGAUUCACACAGCUGGACUCCAAGCUGAAGCAGCUCCUGCAGGGCUCUGAAGAAUACAAGACCAUCCACGAUCAAAUCCUACAGGAAUAUCGGAAAAUCAAAAAGACCAACCCCAACUACAGCCAGGAGAAGAACCGCUGCGAAUACCUGCACAACAAACUGGCCCACAUCAAAAAACUGAUAGCAGAGUAUGACCAGCAGCAGUUCUGAGCGGUGGGACGCGCCGUGUGGGGCUGCAGCGGGCCGCCAUCCCUUCAGUGCCACUCGGCCCCGCUCACAGAUGAGCAUCAGUUCUCCGUGGCUGAAGAAUUUGGGGAUUGCGGACGGGGGCGCGCGGCCUGCUCUGCUUUUGGCCUCUCCGAACGCCGGAAGGCAACCGAUGGAACUCUGCUUAUUUCAAGACGCUUAAGGGAAAUAAAUCGCCUACAGCCACCGAAGCUCCCAAAGGUUAAAAAUCAGUUUUCACGGAUUAAAGUUUGGCAUGAAGUCCGAUCGCCCCUCUGGGUUCCUCUGGGUCACAGCUGCUCCUUCCAACGGCGAGGAGCUGCCAUGCUGCUGGGGUCCCCGUGGCACCUGCGACUGUUCCUGUUGUGAGCUGUGUGCUCCCAGCACCCAGAACCACCCUGCUCUGUGCUGCCGUGGCUGCGUGGGGACGGACAGACAGACAGACAGACAGACAGGCGGCCGCGGGGCUCUGUGUGCCGCCCCCCCCCCCCCCCAUAGCCCAGCCAUGGCGCUGCUGGGCCGCGUCCCGCCUUUGACUUUUGUAGUUUUGUACCCAGGGCGGCCGAUUUUACGACUCGCCGAUGAGGACUGUGGUCUAUUUUUGUAUUUAAAAAAACAAACAGAAAAAUGAACGAAAAGAACAGGAAAAAAAAAAAAAGAAAAAAAGGAAAAAAAAGAAAGAAAAAAAGGCAAAACAAACCAACAGCCACCAACCAACCAAACCCCGACCGUCUGCAUCUACAACUGUGCCUCCCUUCUCUCCUUUCAGGCCCGGCGUUUCCAAGCCUUCCCCCCAUGCUGAGGCGCUGUGGAGGAGCUGUGGGGCCGACCUGCAGCGUGGGAGCCGUGGGGCAGCGCUUUCCCAGUGGGGCGCCUCCCCCCGGCUCCUCCCCCAGCCUUUCUUCCUUUUCUGCUUUUCCUUUCUCUCUUUUUUCUUUCUUUAAUUUGGACUCUUAGGGGCGCCAGGAAGAUGCCAAACAGCACAAAGGUGCCCUUUGAAUGCCGCCGUUCCUUUCGGCCCCAUCCAUCCCACAGCGCCUUCGGCCCCGGGGCGGAGCAAAGGCAAAAAGCUCUGCUUCCCCUCUGCAGCUCUUCCCUAUUUUCCCACCUCCUCCCAUUCCUAAACAUCCAAACGGGUCCAGCUGCUGGAUGAAACCCAGUGGUAACAAAAUUCCCUUCUGCUUGGAUGCUUUGUGAUGCUCGCGGUGCCCCAGGGGGGGGGGAGCAGCACCCCC